Trichoderma gamsii is the source of this 801-nucleotide messenger RNA. RefSeq names its product tyrosine phosphatase. Gene Ontology annotation, molecular function: phosphoprotein phosphatase activity. The transcript has 2 exons. The record is from RefSeq and is a predicted model, not a curated record. Gene Ontology annotation, biological process: dephosphorylation. The coding region runs from base 1 to 801 and encodes 266 amino acids. NCBI's taxonomy places the organism in Eukaryota, Fungi, Ascomycota, Sordariomycetes, Hypocreales, Hypocreaceae.
AUGUCUGCCACAGACUCCAAACCACCCAUCCCCAACCUCCGAGACCUCGCCGGCGGCUCCCUCUCCCUCGUCCGCCCCAACCUCAUCCUCCGCUCAGCCGCCCCUCCUACAGUCUCCAGCCCGGACCUCGAAGCCCUCAACAUCAGCACCGUCUUCGACCUGCGCUCAACCCUCGAGGCUGCGCGCCCCAACUCCUCCGGCGACCUCGGCAACCCAGAGUCCCCCGAGCAGUGGCCCGGCGGCCCUCGCCGCGUGCACGUCCCCGUCUUCGAGGGCGCCGACUACGGUCCCGAGGCCGUGGCCGUGCGGUUCCGCAAAUACGCAGACUCGCACCCGACCGAGGGCUUCGUCACGGCGUACAGGGACAUUGCCGUGGCGGGCGCGCCGGCGUUUGCCACGGUGCUCAACCACAUUGCCUCGGACGACUUCGACCCCGCGGCCCAGAAGCCGAUCCUGGUGCACUGCACGGCCGGCAAGGACCGCACGGGCGUCUUGUGCGCCCUGAUACUGAGCCUGUGCAACGUGCCGGACGAGGCGGUGGCGGAGGAGUAUGGGCUCACGACGCAGGGCAUGGCGGCGGCGAAGCCCGGGCUGAUCAAGUACCUGGUUGCGACGCCGGCGUUUGCUGGAGACGAGGCGGGCGCCGAGAGGAUGCUGAGCUCAAAACCCGAGUCCAUGGUAGCUACACUCGCCAUGAUCCGCAAGGAAUGGGGCUCCGCCGAGGGCUUCUUCCUCAAGGAGGGCAAGGUCUCGCCCGAGACUAUCACCCGCGUUCGACAGAAGCUUCUUGUCAGCAACUAG